CGCGGGGCUGUUGCGCCAUCCGCUCCGGCUUUCGUAACUGCACCUUGGGGCGGCCCAGAGACGCCCCAGCGCGAGUUCCUCAAAUGUUUUCCUGCGUUGCCUGGACUGUCCGCGGCUCUGAGUCACGUGCAAGUGGGAAGUCGCACUGACACGGAGCUCGGCCAGAAGGAGCCGAGCCGGGCACGGCGCGGGGCUCCAGGACUCGCCCGGCGCGCCGAGCGCGGGCCCCCAGGGAUGGGGGCUGCCCUAGGAGCCUGAGCCCGCCCGCCGCCGCCCCGCCCCGGUCGCCCGGUUCCGACCCGCCCGCUCGCCCGCCUGCCCGUCUGGAGCUAUGGACCAUUAGCCAAGGAGAAAGCAUGCUGGCGGUCCGCUGCGCCCUGCUCACCGCCCUGCUGGCCGCGCCGGGGGCGGCACUGGCCCCAGGGGUCUGCCCAGCGCUGGAGGUGGAGAGCGAUGUGCUGACCAGCAGUCCCGGAGCUAGCGUCACCCUGACCUGCCCAGGCAGGGAUCUGGAAGACAAUGCCACGGUUCACUGGGUGCUCAGGAGGCAGGUCUCGGGCUCGCACCACAGCACACGGGCUGGCGUGGGAAGGAGGCUGGUUCUCUGGCCCGUGCAGCUCAGCCACUCUGGAAACUACUCGUGCUACCAGGACGGCCACCGGGUUGGAACUGUGGGCCUGCUGGUGGAAGUUCCUCCAGAGAAGCCCCAGCUCUCCUGCUUCCGGAAGAGCCCCCUGAGCAACGUGGUGUGUGAGUGGAGUCCUCGGAGCGCCCCCUCCCAGAGGACUGAGGCUGUGUUACUGGUGAGGAGGUUGCAGCACGGUCCGGUAGAAGACUUCCAGGAGCGGUGCCAGUACUCUCAGGAGUCCCAGAAGUUCUCCUGCCAGUUGGCAGUCCCAGAGGGAGACAACUCUUUCUACAUAGUGUCCCUGUGUGUCGCCAACAGUGCUGGGAACAAGUCCAGCAGACCCCAAACAUUUGAGGGUUACGGAGUCUUGCAGCCUGACCCGCCCGUCAACAUCACCGUCACCGCCGUGGACGGAAACCCCCGCUGGCUCAGUGUCACCUGGCGAGACCCCCCGUCCUGGAACUCAAUCUUCUACAGGCUACAGUUUGAGCUCCGAUACCGGGCUAAACGGUCAAAGACAUUCACGACAUGGAUGGUCAAGGAUCUCCAGCAUCACUGCAUCAUCCACGAUGCCUGGAGCGGCCUGGAGCACGUGGUGCAGCUGCGGGCCCAGGAGGAGUUUGGGCACGGCCAGUGGAGCGAGUGGAGCCAGGAGGUCACGGGCACUCCCUGGACAGAGCCCAUGAGUUUUUCAACUGAGACCAAGGUGGAGGUGUCUCCCUCUGUGGAGGCACUUACUCUUGGUAAAGAUGAUGAAAAUACUCUCAAUCAUUCUGCAAAUGCGACAAGCUUCCCGGUGCGAGAUUCUCCAGUCCCUCUGUACACAUUCCUGGUGGCUGGAGGAAGCCUGGCCUUUGGGACGCUCCUUUGCAUUGGCAUCGUCCUCAGGUUCAAGAAGACGUGGAAGCUCCAGGCUCUGAGAGAAGGCAAGACGAGCAUGCACCCACCUUACUCUUUGGGACAGCUGGUCCCUGAGAGGCCCAAGCCCACACCAGUGCUUGUUCCCCUCAUCUCCCCACCAGUGUCUCCCAGCAGCCUUGGGUCGGACAACACCUCGAGGCACAGCCGACCAGAUGCCAGGGGCCCACAGAGCCCUUACGACAUCAGCAACAGAGAUUACUUCUUCCCUCAGUAGCUGGCUGGGUGGCGUCUGGCAGGCUGGGCUGUCACACCUGCUGAGCUGUGUUGAUGACAAAGCACAUGCUGGCUUGUCACUGUCAUUCCAGCUCAGCUCUGGUGUGUGGGGCCUCUGGCUUCACUGUAACAGAAGGGCCUCGCCAAAGCUUCGACACUGGAUGAAAAUAGGUUUGCUACACCUGUUCAGAAGGAAGAGGUGGUUGCAUUUUUGAACCACCCUUCUCUAAAGGCCUGCUUAAAGGGGUUAGAAUGACCUUGGGGCCUAUGCAGAGAGGGUGUCAAGAGUCCCCUGGACAUUGAGGUGGGCAGAGCAGGGCGGCUACAGAGGCCUCAGACCCCGGCUUCGUGUGGACAAACUGCUGGCCACCUGCACAUGUGACACAGCUCUGCAAACUGCGCCCUGAGGACAUAGGAGAGAUCUCCAUCCAAAGACCUCCAGUCGCCUCUUUCCCGGCCCACUGCACGGUUCCAUCUUCCAGCUCAGACUCUUGAAACCGAAGUGCCUUCUCGUUUCAGUUUCAGCCUGAGGACGGCUCUUCCUCCACCGCCCGGGCCACGGAAGCUGUCAACUGCCUUUCCUCCCCACUCUGGAAAAACAGCUGAGAGGGGAGGCGAAGCUCAGGACCAGAUGGUUUGAAGGGGAAUUGUAAUUAGUUCCUCAUUAGCAUUUCUCUAAAUGUGAAUCUUAGCCCUAGGCACCUGCUGAAUCCAGAAGCAACUGCACUGACUCAGUUUCCCUCUCUGGAUCCCAGGACUUCAGGAGGAGAGGAGAGAAGCAGAGAGGAAGCAGGGACUCAGGGACAGAGGCUGAAGGGGACGCAACCUCUGAAAACCAGAGUUCUCUAUGGCCCUGUCCCUUGCUUCCCCAAAGGGAGAACUGGUGGGGAGUGGGGGGCGCUCCUGCCACUGGUGAGAUCAAAAUGUUCGAUUCCUGCCUGUUUAUUUUGUUUUCACCUGAGCCCGAGUGACAGGGAAGAACAUAUUUAUCUGAAAAGACAGAAGAACCCCACAGGAAUGUAUUUUAAUUUGUUUUUAAAAAACUGCUGACUAUUCUUCUUGAGAGGAUGGAGGGCCCCAUCCUAGCUGAGGGUAGGUGUAUAAAUGACCUGGGGAGAAGCCCAGGGACUCCGGCAUGCAACCAAGUUAAGUGAAAAGGGGGAGGAGAAAAAGCGCUAUUCCUUUCUUAGAGAAUAGACUCUUGGUUCCAUUUUAAAUUGUGUUUUUUUGUCUUAAAAAGUGAAGAAAAUUGCCUGCUUCUUCUCUAAUUUGGGAGAAAGCAGCUGUUACUACUCCUCCCUGCCAUUGUGAAGGGCAUGGUGUCCAUCUCCUGGUGGCCAUGCCGGGAAGCCUGCUGCCCAUGGCUGCCAAGCAGGGUCAGUUGAAAAUCCCCACCCCCGACAGCCCUCAUUAUCAGUGGGAGGGCGGUUCAUUGAAAAACCCUCAGUGCCAUCCUUCUUUAAUUUAGUUCCUUGAAUGUGAUUCAGUUCAGUUAGUAUGGAAGCUCCAGCUAAAUGUCUCCUGUGUCGCUGAGACUAACCACUUGAGCUCACUUUUCUGUCCGGGCUCUGAAAAUUCAUGGAUGAGAGUGGUUACCCAGACAAGUGCCUUCAUGUAUCACGGGUGCCCCAGAAUGAAGCUAUGAUUCAAAUCAGUUGUGUAACCACGGACCAAAAAUUUACCAGACCACAGACUCUUCUAGUAGUCUACCCUUUUAGAAAAACAACCAUCGGUACCAGACAGGUGGCAAAGGAUGAAAAUGACUGCUUUAUUUACUGUUUCUGAGGUUCAGACUGUUACUAUCUUGGGCGGGCAGUGAUUUUCGUUGCCGGCUUUGUCUGUCGUUUCGGGCCUGUUCCUGCUUCAGGCAGCUCUCUUAAGCUGGCAGAUGCCUGGCAGGUGGGGUUUUUUUCUACAAAGUUUCUUUGAGAACAGCAAAAAUGCUGUUAAAGGGAAAUAUUAACAAAAUGAAAAUCUGCAUGAGAAAGGGUGAUUCUGUGCCCACGGUUCUUGAACUCUUUAUAAAGUUUUACCCACAAGUGCUGUUACCAAAGCCAGGCGGAGAGGUGCUAGUGGAAGAUGUGAAAUCAGAUAACUCAUAAUUACUGAGAGGUAGGCAGCUUUGAUCUCCAAACUGUUUUUGCUUUCAUUAUUAUUGUAACGAAACCACUUUUUUUUUCUGUAUUGAAGAGGGUUUUUUCCCCUUUACAUUUUUAUAAGCUAGUGUAAAUGAAGGAUAAGUAUUUCUCUUCUCUGGGUUGUGGGCUUUUCUCAGUGCACACAGGUAUACGUACAUCUAAGCUUUCUCUGCCCUCCAAUCGAUGGUCAGUCACCUGGUGUUUCAACCCGCAGGUCAUUCUUACCUGUGUUCUGCAGCUCAUGUGCCUUUUAUCCUCAACGAUGAUGUUACUCACCUAAUACCUAUAGAGAUCUGCCACAUGGCUAGAUGGGAAAUGUUGGGAUGGUGAUAAUUUAUAUUAAACGGGACAGUGUAUCCUGCUGGGUUGGAAAAGUUAAAAACAUGCUGGUUCAAAGUCUAAACUAAAGUGGUCCUUAAUUCUUGUAGCAUUAAUAGAACGUUUUUUUCCGAUGCCGAGGGGGUAGCAUUGGCUGCAUCUACAGAGCCAUGAGGAACUCGGAGAGCCCUUUGUUUUGAUGGAGCCCUAGGCCCUGUGGUUUUCUGCCAGGCUCCGGGCUCACUUCAUUCUCGUUCCCCUGCUCUCCUGGGGAGAAGGGGAGGUGUGGCUCUGCUGCCGGGCAGGUCUGGGGCGGCGGGGCCCUGGUGGGGAGCAGAGCCCAGGGCAGCAGGCUGGGAGUGACCGCGGUUCCAGGGUUCCCUCCAGGAGAGUCUGGCCCUUCCUGCUUCGGUGCGGGGCUCUGUUGCCUCCUCUAAGGCCUAGUCAGCUGGGGAGGAGUCUGGCAUCCAGCUCCCGGCGGAGCUGGUGGGAAAUUUAUCUUAAUUUGGAGACGCAGGGGCAAUGGUGGGGCCUUCGGAGCAGGAGCACGGAAGCCAGCUUUCCCACGUGGGCCCUGGGGCUCGGCUGGAAGGCCAGCUGGCCCGGGUGCUGCACCGGACACUGCUGAUCAUCCCCUGAGUUGGGUCCUUCCGACAUCGGCUCCUCUGUGUGGUCUGGUACCAGCACCAGUACAUCUCUAUGGCAACCUUAAUGAUUUUGCAUUUGCUAAUUUUAAUUUUUUUCAAUUAUGGUUGGCAUUCUAUGUUAUUUUGCAGCCUUAAUGAUACAUGAAGAGACAUGGUUGGUUUAUGGGCACACGACAAGCGGAGACCUGCUCUGGAAGGACCGGGGUGGAGCCGCAUGCGGCCAGGCUGCUCACUGAGGGAGAGACCAUGUUUGGGUGGAGACCACAUGUCUGUUAAAUAAAUACCUCAACUUUGUAUUUUGGAGAGAAAUAAUAGUUUCAAGCUUGUUUUUAUUUUUUUACCUAAUUAUCUAAAAGCAAAUACCAGAGGCUGAUGUCUGUAUAUGGGGCAAAGGGUCAGUAUGAUAUGCUUUUCAAUGUUUUUUUUUCUUUUUAUCAGCUAUUUUACAUUUAAAGUGAAAAUUGUAAAUGUUUGAAAUAAAGAAUUUCUAAAAAUA
Artibeus jamaicensis (Jamaican fruit-eating bat) is the source of this 5361-nucleotide messenger RNA. RefSeq names its product interleukin 6 receptor (gene IL6R). NCBI's taxonomy places the organism in Eukaryota, Metazoa, Chordata, Mammalia, Chiroptera, Phyllostomidae. Bases 357 to 1763 code for a protein of 468 amino acids. The record is from RefSeq and is a predicted model, not a curated record. The transcript has 10 exons. Gene Ontology annotation, cellular component: membrane; external side of plasma membrane. Gene Ontology annotation, molecular function: cytokine receptor activity; protein binding. Gene Ontology annotation, biological process: cytokine-mediated signaling pathway.